AUGUGCGCGAAAUUCGUUUGUGUUGUGCUGCUGGCCAGCCUCGUGUGCGGCUCUUUGGCCCUGCCCUCGCAGGACAGCGGUGAGCGUGACCUGGUCAAUAUGCUGAACCGCCUGGAUAACGAGGAAUCCGUGCCGCUCUUUGGCGGCCUGCGGAUCGAUCGAUCGGAGACGGGUCGCAGCUUUGGGGCCGGCAAGGCCGUCGAGUCCUUUGAGGAUCGCGCCGAGCGUUACCUGGAGACCCACGAGCUGAACCUCUCCUUCUCCGGCGAUGAGCAGGAGGAGAACACCGAGAACGAGUACACCGGACGUGCCAUGGAGGAAUCCCGCAGCAAGCGCAUGAAGAAGAUGCUCCUGCCCCUGCUGUUGGUCCUGAAGCUGAAGAAGGCCAUCGUGGUCAAGGUUAUGUUCACCAUCAUCAAGUUCAUCUCGCUGAAGGCUCUGGCCAUCUCCUUCCUGGCCCUCAUUCUGGCUGGUGCCACCUUCUUCAAGGAUCUGUUGGCCAAGAAGAAGGAACAUAUCACCACUGCCUACAUCACCGGCAGCCCCCUGAAUGCCGACAUUGUGCACUCCGACUGGAGCCGUAAUGGUCAGGCUGGUGCCGCCGAUUUGGCCUACAAUCAUUAUGGUCUGGCCCAGCCCUUCUAA
Drosophila serrata is the source of this 645-nucleotide messenger RNA. It is a transcript of the gene Osi15, whose product is annotated as DUF1676 domain-containing protein Osi15. Lineage: Eukaryota; Metazoa; Arthropoda; Insecta; Diptera; Drosophilidae. Gene Ontology annotation, cellular component: membrane. The record is from RefSeq and is a predicted model, not a curated record.